AUGCCUUACUCUUUAACCAAUUCUCAAGAACAUCUUUUAACUGCUCAUUUGAGUGAAACCGAUCCAGAAUUAAAUGCCAUGAUCAAAGAUGAAAUCAAUAGACAACAGCACUCCAUUGAUUUAAUUGCGUCUGAAAACUGUACUUCUACUUCAGUCUUUGAUGCUCUUGGAACUCCUUUAUCUAACAAGUAUUCUGAAGGUUAUCCAGGUGCUCGUUAUUACGGUGGUAAUGAACACAUUGAUCGUAUCGAAACUUUAUGUCAAGAAAGAGCUUUGAAGGCCUUCCAUGUUACUCCAGACAAAUGGGGGGUUAAUGUCCAAUGUUUAUCUGGUUCACCAGCCAACUUGGAAGUUUACCAAGCUAUUAUGAAGCCACAUGAUAGAUUGAUGGGUCUUUACUUGCCAGAUGGUGGUCACUUGUCUCACGGUUACGCCACUGAAAAUAGAAAGAUCUCUGCCGUCUCCACUUAUUUCGAAUCUUUCCCAUACAGAGUCGACCAAAAGACUGGUUUAAUCGAUUAUGAUACUUUGGAACAAAAUGCUAUUUUAUAUAGACCAAAAGUUUUAGUGGCAGGUACUUCCGCUUACUGUCGUUUGAUCGAUUACAAGAGAAUGAGAGAAAUUGCUGAUAAAUGUGGUGCUUAUUUGAUGGUCGAUAUGGCUCAUAUCUCCGGUUUAAUUGCUGCUGGUGUUAUCCCAUCUCCAUUCGAAUAUGCUGAUAUCGUCACUACCACAACUCACAAGUCUUUAAGAGGUCCAAGAGGCGCCAUGAUCUUCUUUAGACGUGGUGUUAGAGGUGUAAACAAGAAAACUGGUAAAGAAAUCUUAUAUGAUUUAGAAAAUCCUAUUAAUUUCUCUGUUUUCCCUGGUCAUCAAGGUGGUCCGCAUAAUCAUACUAUUGCUGCUUUAGCCACUGCUUUGAAACAAGCUGCUACUGAAGAAUUCAAACAAUAUCAAUUACAAGUCUUGAAAAACGCCAAGACUUUAGAACAAUCUUUCAAGAAAUUCGAUUAUAGAUUAGUCUCUGACGGUACUGAUUCUCAUAUGGUCCUAGUCUCCUUAAGAGAAAAGGGUGUUGAUGGUGCUCGUGUUGAAUACGUUUGUGAAAAGAUUAAUAUCGCCUUAAAUAAAAACUCUAUCCCAGGUGACCAUUCUGCUUUAGUUCCAGGUGGUGUUAGAAUCGGUGCUCCAGCUAUGACUACAAGAGGUAUGGAUGAAGCCGAUUUUACUAAGAUUGUUGAAUAUAUUGACAAAGUUGUUCAAUUUGCUCACAAGAUUCAAUCAAAUUUACCAGAAGAUGCUCAUAGAUUAAAGGAUUUCAAAGCUUCCGUUGACGAAAAUGGAGCUGAAUUAUCUGUCUGGAAGAAUGAAAUUAAUGAAUGGGCUGGUAACUAUCCAUUACCAAAAUAA
Messenger RNA from Henningerozyma blattae CBS 6284, 1410 nucleotides. Its product is annotated as serine hydroxymethyltransferase. Gene Ontology annotation, biological process: folic acid metabolic process; tetrahydrofolate interconversion; L-serine catabolic process. Gene Ontology annotation, cellular component: cytoplasm. The coding region runs from base 1 to 1410 and encodes 469 amino acids. Gene Ontology annotation, molecular function: glycine hydroxymethyltransferase activity; serine binding; cobalt ion binding. Lineage: Eukaryota; Fungi; Ascomycota; Saccharomycetes; Saccharomycetales; Saccharomycetaceae. The transcript has a single exon. The record is from RefSeq and is a predicted model, not a curated record.